Molecule: messenger RNA, 1807 nt
Organism: Arachis duranensis
Lineage: Eukaryota; Viridiplantae; Streptophyta; Magnoliopsida; Fabales; Fabaceae
Product: DEAD-box ATP-dependent RNA helicase 15
Exons: 12
Coding region: 212-1495 (427 amino acids)
Molecular function (GO): ATP binding; RNA binding; RNA helicase activity
Source: RefSeq, a predicted model, not a curated record
UGCAUUCCAACCUAGCUAGGUUGAGUGUGUUAUCUCGAUUUCUCUCUCUUACUCUUUUGUCAAUCUACGAGGUUCAAACGCUCGCAAUUUCUCUUCGCCGAAAAUAUUGUUUUUUCUGCUAACAAAAUUUCUUUGCAGCCUCUUCGCAAACCCUAACCCUCACACCCCUCACUCUCUCUAAUAUUCCUUCGAUUUCCUCUUCUCGCAGAAUAUGGGAGAAACCAAGGACGAAGGAUACGAGGAGGAGCUUCUUGACUACGAAGAGGAGGACGAGAAGGCACCUGACUCCGUUGGAACCAAAGUCAACGGUGAAGCUGCCAAGAAGGGCUAUGUUGGUAUCCACAGUUCAGGAUUCAGAGACUUCCUUCUGAAGCCAGAGCUUCUCCGGGCUAUUGUGGACUCUGGAUUUGAGCAUCCUUCCGAAGUGCAACACGAAUGCAUACCUCAGGCAAUCCUUGGAAUGGAUGUGAUUUGUCAAGCUAAAUCUGGAAUGGGAAAAACUGCAGUGUUUGUUCUUUCAACUUUGCAGCAGAUUGACCCUGUUGCAGGACAAGUUUCUGCACUUGUUCUGUGCCACACUAGGGAAUUGGCAUACCAGAUAUGCCAUGAGUUUCAGAGGUUCAGCACUUACUUACCUGAUCUCAAGGUUGCUGUCUUCUAUGGAGGUGUCAACAUUAAAGUUCAUAAGGAUCUACUGAAGAAUGAAUGCCCUCAUAUUGUUGUUGGUACACCUGGAAGAAUACUAGCACUAGCUAGGGACAAGGACCUUUCAUUGAAGAAUGUUAGGCAUUUCAUUUUAGAUGAAUGUGAUAAGAUGCUGGAAUCACUGGACAUGAGAAAAGAUGUGCAAGACAUUUUCAAGAUGACUCCCCAUGAUAAGCAAGUGAUGAUGUUUUCUGCAACACUUAGCAAGGAAAUUCGUCCCGUCUGCAAGAAAUUUAUGCAAGAUCCAAUGGAAAUUUAUGUUGACGAUGAAGCCAAGUUGACCCUUCAUGGACUUGUGCAGCACUAUAUUAAAUUGAAAGAGGAGGAAAAGAACAGGAAGCUGAAUGACCUUCUUGAUGCAUUGGACUUUAAUCAAGUUGUGAUAUUUGUUAAAAGUGUUAGCAGAGCAGCUGAGCUUGACAAACUACUUGUGGAGUGCAACUUCCCAUCAAUAUGUAUUCAUUCUGGAAUGUCCCAGGAAGAAAGGUUAAAGCGAUACAAAGGUUUUAAGGAGGGCCACACUAGGAUUCUUGUGGCUACAGAUUUGGUCGGUAGGGGAAUUGACAUCGAACGUGUGAACAUAGUUAUAAACUAUGACAUGCCCGAUUCUGCAGACACUUACUUGCACAGAGUAGGUCGAGCUGGAAGGUUUGGCACGAAGGGCCUAGCAAUUACAUUUGUUUCAUGUGCUAAUGACGUUGAUGUCCUCAACAAUGUUCAGUCCAGGUUUGAGGUUGAUAUUAAGCAACUUCCUGAGCAGAUUGAUACCUCUACCUACAUGCCAUCUUGAAUACCACGCUGGUGAAGAGUCAAUCUCAUGGAUGCAACGAAUUUAUCUUUUCGGCAUUCAGCGGCCCAAGGCUCCAAAACCACUGAGCCCAUUUUGAGCCUUGUGUAGUUUUAUGUUCUAUCAUGACCAUUUUAUUAUUAGGGGUUUUUGUUGCUAUUAGGAUUUUGCGGUAUCCUGGCUAUUAAUUUGUGGGAUUCAAAUUCUGUACUCUGUAUUCUGUAGAUGUUUGCACCUUAGGGCCUCGACUGUUUCUUCAAGAACUUGUGUUUUGAAUUAUUAUGGUAGUGAACGAAGUGGUCUUUUAUUUGUUUA